AUGCCUGUAAUGAAAGAAUUACACACAUUGUGGCUAAAUCACAAUGAAAUCACAAAUUUAGGUGUAUUUAUUAAUUCUAUAGCAAAGAGUUGUCCCAAAUUGAAAUAUCUCAGUAUGAUGAACAAUGAUGCUGCUCCCAGUUACUUCAAUGGUGGAACCUACCAGCAAUACAUUGACUACAGGCAAUAUGUCAUUAGCCAAAUUCCAUCACUUGAAAUUCUUGAUGACAAAUGCAUCAACAAUGAAGAACGCAAAGAAGCAGAAAAGAUCUACCAGCGAGCAAUUUUGCAGAGUACACGUCGUGCCAAAAGGCUUCUUCUCUUGGCUCCCACCUUUGAUUGUUUGACCACUGUCCACUGGAUUCCCUCACUCACGCAUUCACACACAGAUCAGGAACUUUCAGCUCACUCUUGGCUACUCCUUAUCUUUUUACUUACGCUUUCCUGUUUCUUGGCCCCACCUUUAAAUACAGUUAUGAAUUCACCUCUUCUCUCUUAUCUCACUCUGUUUCUAUCUAUCUAUCUAUCUAUCUAUCUAUCUAUCUAUCUAUCUAUCUAUCUAUCUCAGUCUGUUAAUUAUCUAUCUAUCUCAGUCUGUUUAAUUAUCUAUCUAUCUAUUUGCAUUUUAUGA
This is a messenger RNA of Acanthosepion pharaonis, 630 nucleotides long. NCBI's taxonomy places the organism in Eukaryota, Metazoa, Mollusca, Cephalopoda, Sepiida, Sepiidae. The record is from the annotation of a GenBank genome assembly.